AGGACCACCGUCUUCUUCUCCAACACCACGCCAUGGAUGAAUCUGAAAUCCAAGUUCCUUCUUACUUCCUAUGCCCCAUAUCCCUCCAAAUCAUGCGCGAUCCCGUCACCCUCCCCACCGGCAUCACCUACGACCGCGAAAGCAUCGAACAGUGGCUCUACUCCUCCGCCGACCACAGCACCUGCCCCGUCACCAAACAAACCCUACCGGAAUCUGAUCUCACCACCCCUAACCACACCCUCCGCCGCCUCAUCCAGUCCUGGUGCUCCGCCAACUCCGCCUACGGCAUCCAACGCUUCCCCCCCCCCCGCCCUCCCGUCGACAAAGCCCAAAUCUCCACCCUUCUCGAGGAAGCCAACCGCCUCCCAAAAUCCAAUCUUUCCUCCCUCGCCAAACUCAAGAAAAUCGUCUCCGAAAGCGAGCGCAACAAACGCUGCGUCGAAGCCACCCCCGGCGCCAUUGACUUCCUUGCCUCCUUCAUCGUAACCCCCCCUUCCGAAGCGGUGUUGGAAAGUGAUGAAGCCGUUAGCAUCCUCUACACUCUCCAACUCUCCCAACAAAGCCUCGGCGACCUGCUCGAACGGAACCAAGACUUUCUUCUUUCAUUGACUGACAUCCUUCGUCGCUCAGCCAAUUAUCAGUCUCGGGCCCAUGCGGUUCUGCUCAUCAAAGCUCUGAUUUCUGUGCUUCCACCCUCGCAGUUAAUUUGCAUAAAGCAAGAAUUUUUUGAAGAAAUAGUCAAGGUGUUAAGAGACCGCAUCUCUUACCAAGCAAUGAAAGCCGCGUUGCAGGUGCUAUAUGAGGUUUCCCCGUGGGGAAGGAGCACGGUGAAAGCGGUGAAAGCCGGGGCAGUCAACGUGCUGAUUGAGCUCCUUCUCGACGAACCAGAGAGAAGGGCGUGUGAGAUGAUGAUUGUGGUGCUUGACGAGCUUUGCGGGUGCGCGGAGGGUAGGGAGGAGGUGGUGGGGCAUGCCGCCGGACUGGCCGUGGUUUCUAAGAAGAUGAUGAGAGUGUCGGUGGUGACGACGGAUAGGGCGGUGAGAGUGCUGUAUUCCAUAUUGUUGAACCAGGCAACGCCGGCGGUGGUCGAAGAGAUGUUGGAACUGGGCGUUGUUUCCAAGCUUUGUUUGUUGCUUCAGAUGGAAUGUGAGAAGAGCACGAGGAAGUUGGUGAAGGAGAUCUUGAGGAUGCAUAUUAAUGCAUGGAGAAGGUCACCAUGUUUGAAGCCUCAACUCAAAGCUUUGUAUCCGUCUUAUUCAUGA
Molecule: messenger RNA, 1262 nt
Organism: Dendrobium catenatum
Lineage: Eukaryota; Viridiplantae; Streptophyta; Magnoliopsida; Asparagales; Orchidaceae
Product: E3 ubiquitin-protein ligase PUB23-like
Exons: 1
Coding region: 33-1262 (409 amino acids)
Biological process (GO): protein ubiquitination
Molecular function (GO): ubiquitin protein ligase activity
Source: RefSeq, a predicted model, not a curated record